UUGCGGAUUUCUUGUGCAAACUCCGCAGUGUCAGAGAGAGGAAGGUGAAAAUAAGAAAAAUUGUGGGCUGCAAAUUAAUUGUGGAAUUUUCUGGGUCAAUUGCUCGAGUGUGAUGUCGUUCAAGAAGGAUCUCGUGUUGCUGCUGAAGCCCUAUUACUGGGUAAACAUUCUGCUAAGUCUGUCGUAUAUCAUUGCCAAAAGAGCGCCCUAUGUCUGCACAAUUCUCUUCGAUCAAGCAGAACAGUGCGAACUGGAUGGCCGGGAAACGGAAAUCCUCUUCUUCCUGCUCAUUGUCGUGAUGAUCCGAACCAGAAAGGCUGGCAGUGUCACCAUGAUUAACUACCUGACAUCAUCAUUCAUGUACACCAAAUUUGCCAAUCUCAUUCUCUGGUUCUACAGCGAUUUUCGCUAUGGAGUCUCCUAUGGGGCGCUCUUCAUCCUCCUGGCACUCAUUUUGCCUGAACCAACAUAUUCUGGACCCGAAAACGUCCUCUACUUCCGCGGACUCAAUACCCUGGAGGAAGAACUUGAGCGUGACAAGAGGGUCUCCUGGCUCGUGGAAUUUUACACUGUCUGGAAUCCAGCUUGCGUAAACUUUGCUCCAGUAUUCGCACAAUUGUCCUCCGAGUACCACUUAGAUAACUUAAAAUUCGGAAAAAUUGAUUUGGGACGAUUUCCAGAGGCAGGAAAGAAGUUCCAUGUCUCAGAUAGCUCACUCAGUCGUCAGCUUCCAUCGUUAAUCCUCUUCCGGAAUGGCAAAGAAGUGGCCAGGAGACCAAUGGCCGAUGCUCAUGGCAAACUGCAGAAGUUCUUCUUCUCCGAGGACAACAUUAAGGCAGCCUUCGAUCUCAAUAAUCUCUAUCGUGAGUGCAAGGAGAAUCCCAUCAAGAAGGCAGCCGCUCUAACUGCUGAUGACAAGAAAAAGAAUUGAGGGCAUUUUCAUUCACUGCCAGUGACGUAUUUUUCCUGUAGGAUUCGCAAUAUUUAUUUAGUCUUAGGCCUCUCGAGUGUUUGUAGAUAGAAAAUCUGUAAAAUUGUAUUUGUUGAAGAAAUUGAUAAAAGAGAUAAAAGAAGAUUCGAUUGCAGUGACAA
Molecule: messenger RNA, 1092 nt
Organism: Phlebotomus papatasi
Lineage: Eukaryota; Metazoa; Arthropoda; Insecta; Diptera; Psychodidae
Product: thioredoxin-related transmembrane protein 2 homolog
Exons: 1
Coding region: 113-931 (272 amino acids)
Cellular component (GO): membrane-bounded organelle
Molecular function (GO): disulfide oxidoreductase activity
Source: RefSeq, a predicted model, not a curated record